UUGUGCUGUUUACGAGCCACAUUGUCUGUCACAUGUCGGGCUGAGCUGUGGCUUCACCGGGAAACGAUACUAGCGGGUUACAUUCGUUCACGUGAUUGUACGUUAAUGCACGUCAUCAAACCGUUGUCUCUUGUUUGUUGCCUGUUUGAGUUGAGCUGUCAGUUUAGUAAAUAAAAAAAGAACCAAAAGAAUAAAAAACGAACAAAGCUAAAUCAACAGAGAGACACCCACAACAUUCGCUCUCAUAUAUUUAGAAUAGCCUACUGUUCGAGCUAUUUGUUUGAGCAAUUUGUGGAUAACAACAAUCAACGGAACAUGGCUGGUGUGAUGGCAGAUUUUGGUAACUUCACUCACGCCGUUGUUCGAGCUAUCCCCUCUUCCCUUGCUAAAGAGGCACUGAGGAUGAACGUUUCGGACGUGGACCUGGAGAAAGCUCAGAGAGAACAUGAGGUAUACGUCGGGGUUCUGAAGCAGAAACUCGGGCUGGAGGUGAUUGAACUCCCCGCCGACGAGUCUCUCCCGGACUGUGUGUUCGUGGAGGAUGCUGCUGUGGUUUGCGGUGACACGGCUCUGAUCACCAGACCCGGGGCAGAGAGCAGAAGGAAAGAGACAGCGGCCAUACGGCAGAUCCUGAAGGAGCUGGGCCUGAACAUCGUUGACAUGUCUGAUGAGAACGCCACUCUGGACGGAGGGGACGUCCUCUUUACAGGUAGAGAAUUCUUCGUGGGCCUUUCCAAACGGACCAAUCAGAGAGGAGCUGAGAUCCUGGCGGACGCGUUCAAGGACUACGCUGUGUCCACCGUCCCUGUCACUGAUGGUCUACACCUGAAGAGCUUCUGCAGCAUGGGAGGACCAGGCCUCAUCGUGAUUGGCUCCAGCGAACCAGCCCAGAAAGCCCUGAAGAUCAUGCAGCAGAUGAGUGACCAUCGUUAUGACAAGCUGACAGUGCCUGAUGACAUUGCAGCCAACACCAUCUACAUGAACCUCCCUGGCAAAGGUCAUGUGCUGUUACACUGCACCCCAGAGGAGUUCCCAGAGAGUGCCAAGGUGUUUGAGAAGCUGAAGGACCACAUGUUGAUCCCAGUUUCCAACAUGGAGAAGGUGAAGGUGGAUGGAGCCCUCACCUGCUGCUCUGUUCUCAUCAACAUGAAAGCCAAAGUCUGAUCUGAACAUGCUCUGUUGGGGGUCUCUCAGGCAGACCUGGGUUCAAAUACUAGUUGAAAUCGUUCACAUACUUUGAUGUGCCAGGUUUGCCAGUUUUGGACUAUAGUAUUGGGCCAUUAAUACGCCAGGCAAACUCAAUCAAGCACAGACAAAGUAUUUGACUUGAUUUCGAAUAGUAUUUUAACCCAGGUCUUCUAUCAGGGCAGGGUCGGCCCACUGCUGCCACCUUGCCCGGUUGAGAACCCCAACUACCUAGCCUGGGUGCAAGUCUGUUUCUGGCCAGUCUGUUUCUGCUGUCAUGCCCCCGAAAACAAAUUGGCAUCAAGGUUACCAACCCCCCUCCACCUUCUGAAAGUGCUCAUGUGUCAAUCAAUCCCUCUGCUUACUGGUCAAUGUUUACAACCCUUUAAAAACAACCACUUCUACUAUAACACAGGAGAGGUAAAAAGGUUACCUGUUUCAUAGAGUGGUUUGAAGGUGGGGCUACAUAAUGUUACGGUAUAGUUAGUACAGUAUAUGCAUAGUGCAGUAGCCAGUUUAUAAAGAAUAUAAAACACAAAUAUAUUUACAUUCAACUGCUGAUUACUCUAUACAUAUUUGUAAUUAUUUAUUUUUAAAUUCAAUUCAUCAUGAUUCAUGCCACAUAACAAGUAUACGUUUUUAUUGAGGGGGAGAAAGGAAUGAAAUCAAAUCUACCUAGUUAUGUUCAAUUCCAUGGUAACGGAAUUACGCUGAGACUCUGAUUUUUCACUUUUAAAAUGUAUAUCAAACAAAAAACUGACUGAAAAGUGUAAUGAACCACAUAACCCUAUACACAAGGACUACUUUUAACAAUUUACACAAAAAAUCUUACAAAAACAUAUUUACAAGUUAAACUGUAGAUACCGAUCGGUAUCGAACCAGGAUGUGUCACAGCCGGCCGCGACCGGGAGACCCAUGAGGCGGUGCACAAUUGGCCCAGCGUCGUCUGGGUUAGCUGAAGUGUUUGGCCGACUGGGUUGUCCUUGUCCCAUCGUGCUCUAGCGACUCCUGUGGAAGACCACGCUUAAUGCACGCUGACACGGUCGCCAGGUGUACGGUGUUUUCUCUGACACAUUGGUGCGGCUGGCUUCCGGGUUAUGUGAGCAUUGGGUUAAGGAGCAGUGCGGCUUGGCAGGGUCGUCUUUCAGGAAGGACGCACGGCUCUCGACCUUCACCUUACCCCUUUUUCUCCCCAAGUUUGUGAUAUUCAAAAAUGUAUAAAAUAAAAUCUGUGCUGGUACAAAGUUUAGUAACCGUAAUGCUGUCCCCAAACUUUGCAUACGGAUAGUUUUUCAAGGUAAAUGUUUACUUUUUUACUGUGUAAAUUGUUCAAAGUAGUCAUUGUGCAUAGAGUUGCAUGGUUUGUUGAACUUUGAAAUCCAUGGUUUUUAUUUGGCAUACAUUUUAAAGUGACAAAUCGGAGUCUCAGUGUAAUCCCCUAACUGUGGAAUUGCCCUUAUCUUAAUCAUAUAUAAAUAGUGAGCUUGUUCUCUCUGUCUGCCAUGGAGACCUGAGUUAUCUUACUUUACAUCAUUGUUGAUUGAAAAUGUAUUAUUAUUGAUUAUUGGACAUGAAUGUUGAUUGAUCCCUAGCGGUGGGGGGGGGGGGGGGGGGUGCUAGUUAUUCCACCUGGCUGAUCAAGGGGUUAUUUCUGUGAUUCUGAAAUUAACUACAAAAUUCCCCUGAAAAUAAACUGUCAAAGGAUGCAAAGUAAAAGUGAAUUUCCUUCCCUGUCUUAAACUAAGCUGUGCCCACUUUAUAAAAGACUGAGCACACUGUGUGACGUAUGUUUAAUUAUGACCAAUUGGCUUGUCAUUACUCAUGAUAUACUCUCAUAACUUUUAACAUGCCUCAAUCUGCUGUGUGCCUCCAUCGAAAACCAAGUGGCUUAAAUAACUACUGCUCUAUACUCUAGUCAAGAAGCCUUUAUAGCAGAUUUCAAUGGUUUUUGUUGAGUUUUUUAAGCCCAUUGUCACUGUGUUGAUUACUGAUACUGACCCUGGUACUUCCUUCCUGUUAUGCUCUUUCUGUAUGAGAGCAUGUUGGGAAAUCAACAUGAGACUGUUCCUCCAGCUGGAGAGAUGAUACACACUUAGUAGGGUCUCGCCACUAACCACCUCUAAUCUAUCCUGCUGUGUUUACAUUGCAAAGAUAGCCUUUAGUAAGAUCUUUGAAGUCUGUUGACGACAUAGAAAUACAUGUAUAAAUACUAAAACGGGAUCUCCCAUUCAAGUCAAUGGACCGUGAUCGUUGGACUGGUGGACAUAUGGAGUCUACAUAUGAGGGUGCAGACUUUUUCACCAUUCUAGUAAUUCUAUUUCUAUGGUUAAGGAGCUCUUCCCAACGGCCUCAUCAGAUAUGAGCGUAUACAUCUCCAGCAGAGGUUUAUGAACAUACAGAUGCCUACCAGCAUCUACAACCAAAGUCUAUUGCAGAGUGUGGCAGAUGAUGCUGAGCAAGAACCUGAAAAUGUUUGCUUUCGUUUGACACUUUUUCUUUCUUAAUAAUCUGAUGCAGAUGAAAACUAUUUCAUCAAAGGAAGUGACGUCUUGCAGUAAGGAGCACAGCUAGAGACUCUCAGCUUGACGUCCAGUGCUCUGGCCUGGAGUGAUGUAUAGCCUAGUCUGUGGCCGUUCAGGAAUGGGCGAGCAGAAUCAUUGUGAUGAAACAUGGAAAGAAUUCAUUUUGGAAGAGAGGCUUGUAAGCCUGUAAAUACUCACUCUCUCUUAAAAUGUUCUCUCUAUAAUUCUCUCCACCUCUUUAUGUAUAUGUAUAUAUCUGUAUGUAUACAUGAUCCCUUUCCCUGCUAUUGCCUCAUACAAAUUUCUGGGGUAAUUUAUGACAAUGAUAUCAUACAGUCUGGCAAAAGGGCGCAAUGGCCUGCAGUUAAAAAACAUAAUUUGUGACACUAGCAGUAUACUUUACAGGAGGCCCUUGGCAGGUCCACUGAUGAUACCAUAGUUGCUGUGUAUCCAGCACAGGCCAGAGCUGACGCAGUCAGUGGCUGUUUACAUCCCAAAUUGCACCCUAUUCCCUACAUAGUGCAAUGCUUUUGACCAGAGCCCUAUAGACCCUUUUCAAAAGUAGUGCAUUAUAUAGGGAAUAUGGUGCAAUUUGGUAUGUACAAUUUUUAUGGAGGCCAAAGCACCUGCAGCAGUUGUAGCCUACUGCUGAAAGUUAGAAUAAUCACAAUAUCCCACCAAUCACACUGGCUGUUGCUUGUGAUAAUCUGAAUUUUAAAUCAAGUCCCCAAAAUACAAAUCUAUUCAAUCUUCCUUCAAUUUGAAUAUGUUUUUCUUGAUCUAUCAUUUUUUCUAUUGGUGGUGACAACUUUUAUUACUGAUAAAUGUACUGCUCCAACUGCCAGCAACAUAAUGUGCUGUUCCACAUGAGAAAGUGUUCCACUGGUAGCCUAGGUUCAAUUCCUCAUAAACUACAAUAACAUUUUAAGAUGGACCUUUUGAGUGACCCUGUGUAUCCCAUAGAAGUGCUGUGAAUUGUCCAUUUUGUCUCAGGUUUCUUGGUUUUAGUGUAUUGUUGAUGUUAAGUUGUGUGGUAGCCUCGGUCAGUCUUUUUACACUGCAUCUUGAUUUGAGCUUUUCAUCCACUUUCUACAAUAAACUUCAUUCUAACAUCAAA
Molecule: messenger RNA, 4824 nt
Organism: Oncorhynchus mykiss (rainbow trout)
Lineage: Eukaryota; Metazoa; Chordata; Actinopteri; Salmoniformes; Salmonidae
Gene: ddah1
Product: dimethylarginine dimethylaminohydrolase 1
Biological process (GO): positive regulation of nitric oxide biosynthetic process; arginine metabolic process
Cellular component (GO): mitochondrion
Molecular function (GO): dimethylargininase activity; amino acid binding
Source: RefSeq, a predicted model, not a curated record